Molecule: messenger RNA, 2202 nt
Organism: Manihot esculenta (cassava)
Lineage: Eukaryota; Viridiplantae; Streptophyta; Magnoliopsida; Malpighiales; Euphorbiaceae
Exons: 11
Coding region: 381-2123 (580 amino acids)
Source: RefSeq, a predicted model, not a curated record
UUUGCUUUUAGUUUAAGCACAUGCACUGUAGAAACUGGCUAAGGAAGCAAGGAUUCUUUCUCUUCUUCUUCUUUUUCUAAUGUCAAUCUCUUGUUUUGACUGAUUUUUCAGUGCAUAAUCUGAAUUUGAUGCCUUUGGAGGACGGUUAUUCAACUGCUUGCCAUUUCGUUAACAAUUUCUGUGUACUCUGCUUACAGAACGUUUUGCUUAUUCAAAUUCCCAGCGGAUAAAAAUAAUUCGCAAGUGCAAAUUUCGCCGUGAGAGUAUGGCCAUUUCUUGCCAGCAGAACAUCAGCAAGUUAUAGCCUUUGGUUGGGCCUUUGGUGUUGCAGAACUAGUGGAGAUCUGGGUGGUUUUGAAGUCUACAGUUUACAGUUGGAUAUGGAGCCUUCAAAAGGAGUUUUGGCUUCUUUGUGGAACUUUAUUUGCUUUCUCCCUUUCUUCAUUGGGCUUCUGCUUCUGGGUAUUAUUAAAGGUAUCAUUUUCUGCCCAUUGGUAUGCCUUAUCAUGGGAAUUGGCAACUCUGCUAUCAUAUUAGGUCUUUGGCCAUUCCAUACUUUUUGGACGUAUUAUUCAAUUAUAAGAGCUAAACAAUUAGGGCCAUUUCUGAAGAUUGUUCUCUGCAUAUUUAUGCCGGUUCCCUUGAUAUUGUGGCCGCUGCUCAGCAUUGUUGGCAGUGUCGUAGGUGGUGCGCUGUAUGGAUUUCUUUCACCAGUAUUUGCCACUUUUGAUGCAGUUGGAGAAGGGAGGACAGAGGAGCUCUACCACUGUUUUGUUGAUGGAACUUGGGAUACUGUUAAAAAGAGUUGCACUUUUGUCCGUGAUUUUGGAGAUUGUUGUUAUCAUUCUUAUUCAUCAUAUAUGGAUGACCUGCAAUGGCAACAACCUCCAGAUAGGACACGUUAUGAGAUCAGAUUGCUCUACCUUCCUGGUGCUAUUAUUGCUGGUUUACUUGGUGUCAUGCUUGACUUUCCACUUAUUUCACUUGUUGCCCUCUACAAAAGCCCAUACAUGCUAUUUAAGGGGUGGCACCGUCUGUUUCAUGACCUCAUAGGACGAGAAGGCCCUUUCUUGGAGACAAUAUGUGUACCAUUUGCAGGUCUUGCCAUCCUUCUCUGGCCACUGGCUGUUGUUGGAGCAGUUUUAGGCUCCAUGGUAUACAGCAUCUUCCUUGGUGCUUAUGCAGGCGUGAUUGUUUAUCAGGAAUCGUCGUUUUGGUUUGGGCUUUGCUAUAUUGUCGCAUCCUGGGCUAUUUAUGACGAAUACAGCAAUGACAUUUUAGACAUGCCAGAAGGAUCUUGCUUUCCAAGGCCAAAGUACAGAAAAGCUGAACUGACAAAGAGUGCAUCUCGUGCAUCCUCCUUUUCAAACCGUAGUUCGUUUCGAAAUCGUCUCAACCGCGCAGACUCCCUUACACCCAUUCUUGAUCUAAAACCAUUUGCGGUGCUUGACUGCUUAUUUAAGGAGUGUCAACGCUACGGGGAGGAUUUUCUUUCUGAAGGAUUAAUAACACCUGAGGACAUUGAAGACGCCAAGUCUAACAAGGGUAGCACUGUGGUUAGCGUUGGCUUACCGGCUUAUAGCCUUCUUCGGGGACUCCUGUGCUCUGUGAAAGCCAAUUCUGAGGGUAUUUUGUUGAAUGACAAUGAGACAGAGUUGACAAGCUCGAACAGACCAAAAGAUGCCUUCUUUGAUUGGUUUCUUAACCCCUUUAUAAUAAUGAAAGACCAGAUUAAAGCCUUAAACCUUUCUGACGAAGAAGAGGAUUAUCUCUGCAAACUAGUACUGUUGAGUGGUAACCCCGCAAAGUUGAAAAGUGCAAGUAUCGGUCUAGCACCGGAGUCUGAGCGUAGACGAGCUGAACUUGACGCAUUAGCUCGAAGGCUUCAAGGGCUUACGAAAUCUUUAUCAAGGUAUCCUACAUCGAGACGCCAUUUCCAAAACCUUGUCAAGACACUUUCAGAAAAUCUGGCCAAGGAGAAUGGUGAGAACAAACCAAACAAUGUAACUGGAGCAUUUUCGAGAUCGAAAAGCGCCUUUGCUGCCUUCCGGAAAUCUUUUAAAAAUAGAUCAAGCCACAAUGGUUCUGAUCAAACUGGUGAAAGGGAUGUGGAAAUUGUAUAACAAUAGAUAUUAGCUGAGGAACAGAAACCAUCCCAUUUUUACUUUGUUUUUUGCUUAGUGUAAUUCAUUAUUUUAAUCA